AUGUCCACAGACGACAUCAACUCAGCCCUAAGCAAGGUCACUCCCCAAAAGGUUGCAUUCCUCGUCGAGGCCUGGCUCGUCCACCAAGCGAUCCCCGACAUCUCAACCAUCAAGUUCAUCGCUGCCAUCAUAGACCUCGACUUUGAAAUCGUCCGCUACUGGUUCUACUGUCGCUCCAAUCGCGAUGGAAUCAAGCGCGCGUUCGCCCGGAGUGCCGCAGGAGGGUCCGACGCUGGGAUUGUAUUGCCGUUGCUCGAGGAGUACCACCUCUUGGACAGGUUUUCGGACGACAUUGGUUGGGACUAUCAGGGCUUUGAUCGUGAGUCUCAGGAACAAGGGCAGGAACCACCCUCUAGCACAUCUGCAACAGCACCGCAACAGACACGACGCCAAAAAUCGUCGCCAUCACAACAACAGCAACAGAAAAGGUCGUCUGUCGCAGCACCGCCUUCUGACCUGAUCAAGACAAGGAAUUUCGACCAUCUCAAGCAACCAACGAGUGGCGCUGAAACCCAGCGGAGAAAGACGACGCGGAAGCAACACAGACGCAUGGAAGAUUCUGGCGAGGAUGAGGAUGAUGGCGAGGAGCAGGAAAGCGAUUCUGACGAGUUUGAUACACUUGGCACCCGCUCACGAGGCAAUGUUCGGGCUUCCGGAGGUUCUUUAGUAACCUCUCGUCUGCUCAAGGUAUUCGUGCAAGGACCUAACGACAAAGCUAUCAAGAAACGAGGCCGACCUCUAGGUAGUUUCAACAAGAAGCGCAAGCUGCAGCCAACAUCGACCAUGAACCAGCCACUUCUGGCACCUACAGCACUGACAGAACUGCAACAACUGUCAACAGCACCAGUGCCUACAUUCGAUCGUUCACAACCGACAGACCCUCCCCAAACAAACAUCGACGGACGAUAUUUGACGCCGAUCAUCUUGCUCCCAGCACCACGCUCAUUGACAGUGCCGUCAACAGAAUCAACGACAAAUUCGCCCAGCGUACCGAUACCAGGUCUUGUAGGGGAUCCUAUGGCGGGGGCGGAGAGCAGGAAAAAGUUCUUGGAGCAACAGCAGAGCGUGGAAGCACAACAGCGACGAGAACGGAAUCGCGCACGAUCAGCAGCUCCUUCCAGGACUCGAAGUUCAAAAGGAUCGAACGUUGCAUCAUCGCGAGCGAAAUCCGGGCCUAAUAAUCGGAAGAUUGUUCAUUUGAGCGAAGAUGAUGACGGCGAUCAAGACGACGAUGAGGAGGAGGAUGCGAAGGACAAAGACGACUGCGGCUCCAAGGCUCACGACCUCCCUUCAUCUUUGAGGAACGCUGGUGACGCCAGGAGGGUAGAAACAACCAAGGGUCCAGCCCUGGGGAACCCACCGCCUUUUUUUAAGGAGUAUGGCGGGCUCGUUGCGAAACGACGUGAAAAACAGCCAGUGCAGGAGCAGCCGUCCGAGUCUACCACCAACAUUCUGGAGAUAGUCCUACCAGCAGCACCAGGAGCAGCCCUGCAACAAGUUCGGUCACCAGCAGCAAUACCGAUGGCGCCUAUCGAGCAGACCGCGCAACACCCUCUGCCUGCAAAUCCAACAACGCCGACCUUGCCCUCACAAGCGCACUUUGGUGAACCGAAUCUGCAGCACCACCCACAUAACCACUCGCCACCCUACCUUGGCCAAACCCCAGGGGCGACGUGCGAUGGUCGCGGGUCAUUCACGGCUUACGCAGGCAUAUCUGCUGAUUAUGGUGACCAGCAGGCACUUGAACUGGAGAGAGUCGCCAGUCGACAGCGGGACAUGGAUCGCAGGAAGGAGGAAGCCGGGCGUCACCGAGGGUAUGACAAUGGCCAGUUGAGCAAGGAACACAGGAGCAUAGAUGGGUACAGUACAGACAGGGGUCGUUCAGAGGAUGAAAAGAACAGGGGCUGGUCUCGAGACAGAUGGCGUCGAUCGGAUUCCCAAGGGUCAUCACAUAGACGGGAUCAACCUGCGCCUGAGUCUCGAGGACGGUCACUCAGGCCGCGCCCACUCAUCCUUCGUCGGCAGGUCUACCACGCAACCACCAUUGAGUCCAAGAGCUCUCCUCCCAGGGAUGACGGCCUUCAAAGCACCAACAACCAUGCGGAUGAAAUUCUGUCGCCCCAACUGCAUAAGCAGCAUCGAUACUCACGCGAUGGUAGCCACUCGCCGUACUCUCCAAAGGCUAUUGAUCCAGCACUCUUCACAACAGCCCACUCGCCGUACUCUCCAAAAGCCAUUGAUCCAGCGCUCUUCACAACAACAUCCCUUCCACCCCAAAUGUCACUUCCACAUGUGGCCACUUCUCCUCGCCAACCCCAAUAUGCCCAGCCGGGAGGUCACUAUCCGCUCGGCGAUCGUAGACGCUCUUCCAGAAACGUUGAUCCUGGAGCCCACUGGGAUACGCAUCAUGAGCAUCAACGUGCCUCACAAGGUGUCAACCCGGUUCCGACCGCACCAGCAUCGUUCUUUUCCAGCGGUGAUCGCAACGGCAACUCUUCCUCCAACAACGAAGACUUUACGGAUGUUCAUAAACAACCACAUCAGCUCUCUCUAACUGAGUUCUACAGUCCUCGGCCUAUCAAUCUGGAGCCUCAUACUUCCCACCUGCCACCACAACCGCCACCCUUUUCACCACCCCGACUUUUGGAUCGGCCUCCAAUUUUUUCGGCCAUCGUCAUUCCACUUCCGAAUUUCAGUUCUCGCGAGAAGCACCAAAACGACGUUUCACAGCGUGAUGAUUCAUGGACAGCAAGACCGAAAGAUCUUAGCCGAACUUUGAGUCGUCGCAGCGUUAGACGCUCUCGAGGCGACGAUGAUGGAGGUGAAAACAAGUCUGGCCACCCAUUAGCGCCCAGCAAACGUAGCAAGAGUCGACACAGCAACAGCAGACGCCGCUCAACAGAGGAAUAUCAGGGCUCGAACGGUGAUCUUGGACACCGCGACCGAGGGCACCGCGACGGUGAAUUUGGUCGCCAACCACACCACCGACAUCAUGACAACCACAGUCACCACCGAGGCGACCAUGACGGACGAAGAUCGAAUGGUCAGCGCCAACAGUUGCAUCAGAGGACUGGCGGCCACGACCGUUAUCGUGGAUUCGAAUUUGAGGAGUACGAAGUGGAUAAGUUCCACCGCUUGAAGGACAACAACCGACGAACCAGGGACAAGUCUUUGCGAGCACGGAGCUCGAGGCGUCCAUCGUCGCCAGGCGCGAGUCAGCAAAGUUACGAUCAAGGACAGGAACAGAGUCGUCGACGACCGGAUGUUUCACGGGACCAACGAGGCCGCAGACGUUCCUCUGCGCGUGGGUCGAGUGUGAGGGAUAAUAUGCAUAGUGAACCCGAGGUCGAGCAUACGAUGAGCGAGUGGGAGAAAAGACGCGAGCUGGAGCGUGGCGAGUAG
Linnemannia hyalina is the source of this 3402-nucleotide messenger RNA. The record is from the annotation of a GenBank genome assembly. Lineage: Eukaryota; Fungi; Mortierellomycota; Mortierellomycetes; Mortierellales; Mortierellaceae.